AUGCUUAGAGUAACCUACAGAUUGAGGCAUUGGCCUCUCUAUCGAAACAAGUUGAUCCAGGGCGCUAUAAGUCAGUGUGCCAGACCUUCACGGUCGUACUCUUUAAAGCCUCCAGUGUAUAAGAAAUCGGCGAAUAUUUUGGUGAAUGCUUUGAACUACGUCAAGGAUGUCGAAGAGUAUCAAGAAGCACUUACAAAAAACUCUGUUGCCGCCAAUUUAACAAACGAACUCUUGCUUAAGAUUUCCGACCAGCCCGAGCUACUAUUCAUACUCCUGCAAUUUCAUUCAAAGCUUGCCGAAAUCGGGAUCACUGCUAGUUCUUCUAGAGAAUUUACAACAGCGCAAAUUUGGAAAUACAGAAUCCACUAUGUGAUGAAAUUGGCUCAACUUCAUGACAUAUUUUGGACUCAGUGUCGAUAUCUCGACAUUUCGGAAAGAGAACACAAGCUAGGCUUUCUGCCCACGGAAAUAGGUGUUCUUGAUCCCACUAACUUUGAUAAAGAUGCAUAUGAACAGUUGCAACGGGGCGUUUAUAACGGGUUGAACUUUAAACAUAUUAAAAUGGCCGGGUUAGGUUCGUUUGAAUAAGAAAGGGGCAAGAUACGUAUUGUGUGGCUUCUUUAAAGUCACUUCACUGAUGUUUUGCUUUAUAAAUAUGCUUCUCUUAUGUAUCAGAGUAAACGUAGUUAUGUAUAUAUAUAUAUGACACUUAUGGUUUAGGAAUAUGCAAGCUCUUGGAG
Molecule: messenger RNA, 740 nt
Organism: Metschnikowia bicuspidata var. bicuspidata NRRL YB-4993
Lineage: Eukaryota; Fungi; Ascomycota; Pichiomycetes; Serinales; Metschnikowiaceae
Gene: FGR39
Product: Fgr39p
Exons: 1
Coding region: 1-588 (195 amino acids)
Source: RefSeq, a predicted model, not a curated record